Molecule: messenger RNA, 2154 nt
Organism: Papaver somniferum (opium poppy)
Lineage: Eukaryota; Viridiplantae; Streptophyta; Magnoliopsida; Ranunculales; Papaveraceae
Exons: 5
Coding region: 712-1749 (345 amino acids)
Source: RefSeq, a predicted model, not a curated record
CACUUAUUUUUCUUUUUUAAUUAGUCACUUCCCCCUCUCUUCUCUUUAAUUGUCCCCUAAAAAUUAGGGUUCCUUUUCUUGGUUUCAUGUUCUUCUCUCAAUAGCAAGCUCUCCAGGAAGGUAGCGAAAUUUCUGAAUGUGGGCUAGCUAAAGGGAUAUAGAGCAUUCUAUGAUUAUCGUGUUCAUCAUUAUGAAACAUUAAAGCGUGGUAUGUAAUGCUCCAAACUGGAUUGUGUUUGGUAAGAUAAUAAUAGGAGCUGUUGCCCUAGUUUGAUUCAAGGAAGGGUUUAAAGCAAGUUGUGCAUCUAUUGGCAAGUUCAACGCAACAUAACUAAGACGGGGUCUCUCUGUUGUGUGGCUGCAAGGCCACAUGGCUCCAACACAGCCAGCAGAGAAUGGUCAACGGAUCCAAAUGAACCGUACUGGAGAACUAACACAAGCUUCUCCCCCCCUUUAUCAAGAAGGUGGGAUCAAAGCUUUCAAAAUGAAGCACUACCAGAUGGGUCACAUGUCGCUCUUCAACUUUUUGGUUCUUCUCUCUCAUCUAGUAGUAAGGAAAGAAGACUACCAGUGAGAGAUGACCAUUUGCAAAAUCACUCGGCAUCUGAUGGCACUGGCUCAUCUUUAAGCAGCCCAUCUGACAGCUAUCCUAUUCAACAAUGGAUUCCACCAGCCAAAGGAUACAGUAUAGAUGAUUCAGGAUCUAGCGUAAUGAGAGAGCCAGCACCAAGGCCGUUAGUGUUUACACCGUUUAUGGAGGGAACAUCAGCGCUUCCAUGCGGUGCUGGAUCCACUUCCUCCCGUUCAGAUGGUAGUGAGUCCGAGCCUAUGGCCAAGGCACAUGCUUCCUCAAACCGCAACUUCUCGAGCCGCUGUUCCUUCAUGUCCAAGCCUAUUUACCCUGUCUCGUUUUCGGACCAAGCACCUGAUAGGGAAGCUCAUCUAACAAUUACAAACAGAAGUCCUUUCAACCUUGCAAUACCCAAUGAUAGCAGCAGUAACCACAAUUCUGAUCUGAAAUCUGUUCGCAACCUUACACAGCUUCAGUCCAUGGUUGAGUUUCCAGAGAUCGGCUCUAAUACUCCUCAAAGAGAAGCGCACAGGUGGAGUAGUGCUAGCAGCAGUAUGGAUUUCACCGACAGUUCUGAGCAGUUGGAUACGGAGAGAGUUGGCCCAUCAUAUCCUAACCGAGGAGGAGAAUUUAAAUGUGGAUUGUGCGAGAGAUUUUUGUCACAGAGAUCUCCGUGGAGUUCUCACAGGAUUGUUAGAAAUGGUGACAUGCCAGUGACUGGAGUUCUUUCAUGUAGCCAUGUUUAUCAUGCUGAUUGUUUGGAUCAAUCAACACCGAAGAUGCAAAAGCAGGACCCCACAUGCCCACUUUGUUCAAGAUCAUCCGAGGAGAAUAGCAUGGAACAACCUCUAAUUUCUAGGUUGAGGAACGGAUUACUGCCAAAGCUUAGAUCUUCUAGGGAUGAAAUUGGGUCGUCAACAAGGCCAUGGGGUUGUGGGCAGGUAGGAGAUUGCGUGGAAGGUGCUUUGCAUGCAUCUCCUCGCAAUAAUAUGCUUCUGUUAAACAGGAACCGACUGAAGAAACAUCUAACGUUUAAGGGUGAUUCGAGCAAGGAGGUUGAAGAAAAAUUCAGGAAAAGUGGGUCAUUUUCAUCUCACUUGUUUCAUGGUAAAUCUGCUGAACAUGAUGGAGUUGGUUGCUCGAGGAAGGUUGGGUAUCCAGUUCUGAAAAGACGGUGAACCUAUGCGAGGAUUGAAGAUCGUUUUUGUAUGACGUUCUUGAUUUUUUGCUUUUUGGACAUCUAACACAUACUCGGGCACUUAUCACACUGACUGCAGUUUCAGAAAGACCUAUGAAAUCCAACAUGUGUUGUUGUACAGACAUUAAUACUUAGGGAUAGAGUUGUGCAGUAGCAGCAACCAAGACUGUGUACUUCCAGUAGCAUGGGAAAUGCACUGGAGCAUAUAGAACUCUUUCAGUCUAGUUUUUAAGGGUUGUUUUUCUUGUAUUAGUCCUACAGUUGUGCUAUGGAGAAAACUGGUUUUUCAGAGAGGAAUUAUCUUUGUUGUCCUUGAAGCUUAAGUUAGAAAAAUCUUGGCAUAGAGAAUUUUGUCUCUGUUACUGCCACUGGAUUCUACCUCCAA